AUGUCGACGCCCAGGGCUGAUGAUGGCCCGGCUGGCAACAGGCCGGGCUCUCGCUCGACUGGCGAGCCCACCAACAACGCCAACGGCGCCCACGAGGACAAUGAUCUUUCCCCGCUGAAGACGAACGACCGCCAGACCAUCACCUCGAACCUGGGCGAGCCCGUCGAAAGAGUUGCAACUACUGCCCAGCAGGGUGUCACCAAGGUCGAGGCCUUCAACAAGGUGCUGUACCAGUCGGGCCCGACGGGCAAGAUCCUGCUAUGGCUGCUGGGCGUGUCCAUCGGCCUGACCAUGUUCGCAUAUGCCCUCGACCAGGGCAUCACGUCCACCAUCUUCACCACCAUGGCCAGCUCCACCUUUGGGCAGCACAGCUCACUCGCCGCCGUCAGCACAGCCAGCCAGAUCGUGCGUGCCAUCGCCAAGCCUUUCAUCGGAAAGCUGGCCGACAUCACCUCGCGGCCCACCACCUACGUCGUGAUCCUGGUCUUCUAUGUCAUCGGCUUCGUCGUCGCCGCCAGCUCCAGCACCUUUGCUGCCUACACCAUCGGUAUCUGCUUCACGUCGGUCGGCAAGUCCGGCCUUGACCUGCUGAGCGACAUCAUCGUCGGUGAUCUGACCCCGCUCGAGUGGCGUGGCUUCUUCGGCGCCCUCCUGGCCAUCCCCUUCGUCAUCACCGUGCCCGUCAACGGCUUCAUUGCCGAGGGUUUCGUCGACAACUGGCGAUGGGGCCUGGGCAUGUUCGCCAUCAUGGUCCCCGUGCUGCUGACCCCGGCCAUCUUCACGCUGUACGCCAUGCAGCGCCGCGGAGAGAAGAUGGGCAUGGUCACCAUUGCCGGCUCCAAGCAGGAGAGGACCGGUGCCGCUGCUGACGGCGCCUCCAAGAAGGGUGCUGCCCACUGGACCAAGCUUGCGUACCAGGGCCUGAUCGACAUCGACAUCCUGGGGCUCAUCAUCCUCGGCGUGUCCUUCGCCCUGCUGCUGCUGCCGCUGACCUUGGCCGAGGACGCCGACGGCGGGUGGCAGAACGGGAGCAUCAUCGCCAUGCUCGUCGUGGGCUUCGUGCUGCUCAUCGCAUUUAUCCUCUUCGAGGUUUACCUGGCGCCCGUGCCGCUCAUGAGCCAGCGCGUGCUCAACAACCGCGCCUUCAUCGCCGGUGUCAUCGUCUUCACCUUCAACCAGACCGCCUCGUCUGUCCGCAACACCUACUUCUCCUCGUACAUCUAUGUCAUCAAGGAGUGGACCACCUACCAGUGGACCAUCUUCCUGGGCAUCACGACCAUGGGCCUCAGUCUCCUGGGCCCCAUCGUCGGCCUCAUCCAGCGCCACACCCAUCGCUACAAGUCCAUGAUGCUCUUCGGCGCCGUCGCGAGGAUGAUCGCCUACGGCAUCCUGGUCAACGGCGGCAGCGGGUCCAUGACCCAGGACACGGGCCGCCUCGUCGCCGCGCAGCUCAUCUUCUGCCUGGGCUCCUUCAACGUCGUCGGCGCUCGCGUGGGAACCCAGGCCGCGGUGCCGCACGAGGACAUGGCCACCGUCAUCGCCCUGCUGGCGCUGUGGUCGACGCUGGGCUCCUCGGUCGGCAGCGCCAUCUCGUCCGCCAUCUGGACCAACGAGAUGCUGUCGCGCAUGUACGACGAGAUGAUCCCGGCCGGGGCGGACAAGAAGACCAUCGACAAGCUGUACGGGUCCAUCAAGAAGCUGCGCUCCGGCUACGCCUUCGACGACCCCAUCCGCCAGGCCGCCAUCCGCGCCUACGCCGCCAUCAACGGCCACAUCGCCAUCGCCGCCCUCGUGCUGGCCUGCAUCCCCACCGUCGCCACCCUGUUCAUGCCCGACUUCUACCUCGGCAAGCAGCAGAACGCCAUCACCAACACCGGCCUCGACGGCGAGCGCGUCGACGUCCCCGGGCGCGAGGACGGCGCCCAGGUGAUGGACAAUGCCCCGCAGAAGUCGGACAAGUGGUACUCCAAGUUCAUGAGCGCCUACCGGCGAGACAUGUAA
Diaporthe citri is the source of this 2001-nucleotide messenger RNA. RefSeq lists its product as uncharacterized. Gene Ontology annotation, molecular function: transmembrane transporter activity. Gene Ontology annotation, biological process: transmembrane transport. Lineage: Eukaryota; Fungi; Ascomycota; Sordariomycetes; Diaporthales; Diaporthaceae. The transcript has a single exon. The record is from RefSeq and is a predicted model, not a curated record. Bases 1 to 2001 code for a protein of 666 amino acids.